Messenger RNA from Lates calcarifer (barramundi perch), 2525 nucleotides. RefSeq names its product sarcospan (Kras oncogene-associated gene) (gene sspn). The transcript is spliced from 3 exons. The record is from RefSeq and is a predicted model, not a curated record. NCBI's taxonomy places the organism in Eukaryota, Metazoa, Chordata, Actinopteri, Centropomidae. Gene Ontology annotation, cellular component: dystrophin-associated glycoprotein complex; sarcolemma. Bases 196 to 870 code for a protein of 224 amino acids.
UCCAAAUGUUUUCCAUAUUAGUUCAGAGCCUUCUCUGUUUCCAAAUAGCAACCGAGCUGGGCUUAUGGUGAGAGGAGGCCUCAGCAGGGAGGGGAAGGGCAGGGGAGAGAGGCAGACAGCAGACAGGCUCGUCCACCCCAAACAGUAAAAGUCGAGAGGACAGAGAGGGGAAAGAGUGUGAAGACAGGAGGAGAAAUGGGGCAGGGGCAGAAAGGUUCCUCAGACAAGAAGGAGGGCAAGAAGAAGCGAGAUGAAAGCCCAACGUCGGAGGACGGCAAAAAGUGCAGAGCCUGUCGCUUCCCUCUGCUCGUCGCCCUGCUCCAGCUGCUGUUGGGGGUGGCCGUCACAGCCGUGGCCUUCCUUAUGUUGGCCAUCAGCCCCUCACUCCUGGCCAGGGAGACGCCACACUGGGCUGGAAUCAUUCUGUGUUUAGUUUCCAUCCUGGGCUUCAUCCUGUACUGUGUCACCUACGUCCCUGAUGAGAGGACGUCUACGCAAUUCAUUGUCAAGCUCCUCUACUUUGUCCUGUGCAUGAUCGGCCUGGUCAUUUCAGUGCUGGUUAUGGCGUUCGCCGGACACCACCACUCACAGACUAGUAACUUCAGCUGUAAGCAGGUUGGAGAGGACUGCGUGUGCAUGUUGGAUGAAAAAGACCCAAUAGCCCGCACCUUCACCUACAAGGGAGUCAGUGACUGCGAGGUGAUCACCGGGACGCUCACGCUCUACUUCUUGAUCCAAAUCUUGCUGAACCUGGCCCAAGCUCUCGUCUGCGCCGUCGGUGUCUUCAUCAUGUGGAAGCACCGUUACCAGACCUUCUUCGCUGGCCUUCAGAUUGGCUCCCCCUCCACCCAGCACUGGCAGAAGGUUUAAUGUGAUGAAGAUAGAGUUGAUGGGAUGACUCAGAUCACACAGGUCAGGAAGGAGGGCACUGCCAACUGUGUGAUUAUGCUCUGUAGGAUGGAGACAUUUGCCUUUGUGGUGUGUGCCAAAGUGUGUUUUCUUUAACGACAGUUUAUAUUAAUCUUUUGUGGUAGUUGUACUUUAAUGGCUUUUUGCACAAUUUUGUAUACCAUAUAAGCAACUUUGUACGUACUGAUUUUAUAAGAAAAAAAUAAUCACAUAGAUGAAAAGCAGCAAAACAACUAGUCUAUUUUUGACAAACUAAAUCAAUUAUUUGUUUUCCACGAUAAUGAAUUCUUCUUCACAUUGUUUCUAAUUAUCUUGACAUUUGCUCUUGUGACAAACAGCUCAUAUAUAAUUGCAGCACGAGACAAAUUAUGAGCACAUAAUUGUUUUGCACUUAACUCCCAAAAUGUGUUGUAAAAUGUGCUUUGGUUUGAGUUACAGAGAUUUUAUGAUCAUCUUUAGUUGCUGCAGUGAUGUUCUAGGUGAAAUACUGAAUCACUGUGUUCUCAAACUGUGGUUUGCAAAUGUAAAAUGAUACUGCCUCAAGCUUUGAAAACAGUAUUCACACAGUAAAAAAGGUAAAAUACUGACUAAACAUGGCAGCAAAUAUUACUAAGACAUAAUUUUUUUUAUCCCAAUUCAUUGAAAAAAAUAAUGAAUUCUUCAUUAGCUUAUUGCUUUACACUAAAAAGUUGCAUAAUAUUGAAGUUUUAAAGUAAUUUUCAUGUUGUUUGUCACACAGAAAAGCAAUUAGGUGGAUUCAUUCCACAAAUAGCCAGUUUUGAUUAAUUUGCUAUUUUAAAAGCUUGUGCAGCUCUGUAAAUAUUGCACAACAUCCUUGUUAAAAAUAAAAAAUUAAAAAAGUAUUUUUCAGCUGAUAAACCCUGUAAAACUUCAGUCAGUCCAAUUAUAUGCAGUAAGAACUGAUCCUGACAGCAGUAACACAACCUGGAAAGACUACACUUCAUGAGACUGGAUCCAGACUGAACUGGGCUGUGGCUUGCGAAGGUGGAUGCCAGGCCAGUAGCCAGCAUGACUCAAACAGCCUGUAGGAGUCAAACAACUGCAGCCACAAAGGGAGGGGAAGAAGAAGGGGAAGCGCCGGGGUGAGGAAAGGGGGGACUCAGACAGGCAGCUGGACUGAAGUAUCCAAAUCAUCUCAGUGUGUUUACAGCUUUUCAGUUGUUUUCCUUCAGGUGGGGCAGCGCAAAAGGGAUGAAAGAACCACAAAAUUUCAGGCUUGUGUCUUUAAAGUGCUCAGCCUUAAGCGGAGUUCAGCCUUAUUUUUAUUGUUACUUUCAUCUCAGGUGUUGAGAACCAUCACCUACAGUCUAUACAUGCUGAGCAGGGAAUGGUGAAGGUGAGGUGGUUUCUGUUCCAUAUUAGAUGAAAUGUACCCAGAGGGAGAGUGUAAUUAGUGUGCAGUGUCACAUCUAUCUUGUCAGUGAUGAAAAGGGGUGAUUGACUGGGGAUGAUAUAAAAUAUUAUUUAUUUCUCACAGAAGCCUUAAGUGUGGUGUUUGAGAAAGAAGCUUUUUACCUGGAUUAAAAAAAGAUGCCAUGAUGUGCAUUUCAAGACUGUCAAACUGUUUCUGGUCACAAAUACAAAUCUUUGUUUCA